This is a messenger RNA of Adelges cooleyi (spruce gall adelgid), 1593 nucleotides long. RefSeq lists its product as uncharacterized. Lineage: Eukaryota; Metazoa; Arthropoda; Insecta; Hemiptera; Adelgidae. The record is from RefSeq and is a predicted model, not a curated record. The transcript is spliced from 20 exons. The coding region runs from base 251 to 1504 and encodes 417 amino acids.
AUGAAAAAAUCUUCGUCAAAGUAGUGCACAUGUGUAGCCACACUUUAAAAAAAUAUAUAGCAGCUAUGUAGAAAAAUAAACACCACCACCCUAAAAAAAUCGAUUUAAAUUUUAGUCUUUCCGUCGAUGUACAAGCCCAAAGACAAAACGUAAAAAACUCACUUCAAAAUAGUUUAACAAGGUAAUAAUUGGUGCGUUUCAAUAAUAUAACUAAAAUGUACUAGCAAUCUACAAAAGUCCGCGCUAUACGAUGGAAGUCUUUAUUACAAACAAACACAUCGAGCUAGCUUCUGAACACAAUGAUCGUUUGCUUGGAAAUGGACUGGAGCGAGUAAUUAAAACAAUUGUUUCUGAAAACAUACAUCAUAUAGAAGUGAUGAAUUUUAUGAUCGCUGUACCAGAACAUGGAUUCCUCAACAAUAGCCACAACAUAAUGAUGUCUAUACGUUACCAGAUAUGUAUGAGAACAGUAAUAAGAUAUAAAUUAGGUAUUCCUACACCUAAUGGUCAAAACUUGAGUAUUGGAAACUUACAUUUAUCACGACUCGGAAAUGACAGAAGACUUCUAACUAGAAAUGCUUUAAAACAAAUAAUUAGCAACGCCUUGGAUGGAACUGACCCUAAUGUUACAUCACAACAAAUGUGUCGUUUCAUAGGAUUGUGGAUAAGUACGGAAAUCCCAACGUUAUAUAUAACAAAUGCUUAUAUUGACCCUUAUAUGAGUAGAGUUUGUAUCUUAAAGGAUAAAAACGAUCACGCUAUAAAAUACAGAACCUUUAAUGGCACAUAUUGUUUAAGGAAGUUGUAUUAUCAAGCUCCAAAAGUUAUAAUAAUGAAACUUUUUUGUAUUUUAAUAUCAUUUGUUUAUGUGAAUGUAUUCGCAAAUAUAGCGCGCUAUAGGAGGGAGGUCUUCAUUACAAACAAACACAUCGAGCUAGCUUCUGAACGUGAUAAUGAUUUACUUGGAAAUGGACUGGAGCGAGUGAUUAAAAAGAUUAUUAAUGAAAAUACUUUCCUAUUAGAUGUGAUGAAUUUUACGAUCGCUGUACCGGAGCAUGCAAAACUUAACGGCAGAAACAACAUAAUGAUGUCUAUACAUAACCAGCGACGUAUAAGAACAGAAAUAACACAUAUACUAGAUUUUGGAAACUCAAAUUUACCACAACUCGGAGAAGAGAGAAGACGUCUUACUGGAAAAGCUUUAAAACAAAUAAUUAUCCACGCGUUGGAUGGAACUGACCCUAAUGUUAUUUCACAACAAAUGUGUCGUUUCAUAGGAUUGUGGAUAAGUACGGAAAUCCCAACAUUAUAUAUGACAAAUACUUAUAUUGAUCCUGAUAUUAGUAGUGUUUGCAUUUUAAUGGAUAAAAGCAAUCACGCUGUAAAAUACAGAACCUUUAACGGCACAUAUUGGCAAGUAGACGUGAAUAACAUUGAAUUACAAAUAAUAGAACUAAAAGAUCAACUGCUUGUGCAAGAGUUAUCAUUUAUCAUAGUUAGAUAAUAUUUUACACUAGGAAAAGUAUAACUUUUCUAAAAAGUACUGUUAUGUUAUUAUAUUUUAAUAAUUUUUACAUAAUGUACCAAGUUCGA